Messenger RNA from Durio zibethinus, 1198 nucleotides. NCBI's taxonomy places the organism in Eukaryota, Viridiplantae, Streptophyta, Magnoliopsida, Malvales, Malvaceae. The record is from RefSeq and is a predicted model, not a curated record.
UGCUAUGGCAGGAACCGGGGUGGUUGCAGUUUAUGGAAAUGGGGCAAUAACGGAAACCCACAAAUCUCCUUUCUCUGUGAAAGUUGGUCUUGCCCAAAUGCUUCGAGGCGGGGUCAUAAUGGACGUCGUCACUCCUGAACAGGCUCGUAUUGCUGAAGAAGCCGGAGCCUGCGCCGUCAUGGCUCUCGAACGAGUCCCUGCUGAUAUCCGAGCCCAAGGUGGCGUGGCUCGAAUGAGUGACCCACAACUCAUCAAAGAAAUUAAGCAAGCCGUUACUAUCCCCGUCAUGGCCAAGGCCCGUAUUGGCCAUUUCGUUGAAGCCCAGAUCCUUGAAGCCAUUGGCAUCGAUUAUGUUGACGAGAGCGAAGUUCUCACCCCGGCGGACGAAGAAAACCAUAUUAACAAACAUAAUUUUCGGAUUCCCUUCGUUUGCGGGUGUCGGAAUUUGGGGGAAGCGCUUCGAAGAAUCCGAGAAGGAGCUGCUAUGAUUCGAACCAAAGGUGAAGCUGGGACCGGUAACAUUAUCGAAGCCGUGAGGCACGUCAGGUCCGUGAUGGGAGACAUUAGGGUUCUUAGGAACAUGGAUGACGAUGAGGUUUUCAGCUUCGCUAAGAAAAUUCAGUCUCCAUACGAUUUGGUUAUGCAGACGAAGCAACUGGGAAGGUUGCCAGUGGUGCACUUUGCCGCCGGAGGAGUCGCGACUCCGGCGGAUGCGGCGUUGAUGAUGCAGUUGGGCUGUGAUGGAGUGUUUGUGGGGUCUGGGGUUUUUAAAAGCGGUGACCCCGCUAAACGUGCUCGGGCAAUUGUUCAGGCUGUCACUCAUUAUAGUGACCCGGACGUGCUUGCUGAAGUUAGCUGUGGUCUUGGUGAGGCUAUGGUUGGUCUUAAUUUGAAUGAUAAGAAGGUUGAGAGGUUCGCUACUCGGUCUGAUUAGUAUAUUUGAAGUUUUUUGGGCUACAUGAAGGAAUUCUGUGGUCAUGCGGCCACCAUCGCCUGCUUUAUGUGCACUUUUUCCAGAUUCUGCAAGUCAAGUAUAGUCUUUCAUACAGUGGGGUGUACUUUUAUGUCCAAAUGUUCACUAAGUGACUGGUGUUUCUGAUAACUCUGCUGUUUCAUUAUCUAAAAUUCGAUCUUUAAGAUUGCUAGGAAAUAAACAGCUCAUCUCUGCAUUCUCUAAUUAUACUAAUGUAGUUUUCCA